GGACGACCACACUCACGGACGGAACUGCGGAUAAACUUUAACUAACUUUGUUUCACCUCGUCCAGCCUUCCAAAUGUUUCACUCUUUUCUAUUAAAAGCGGGCGCAGGGGGUUUUGGUUGACAGAAACAGUUCAAACUGUCGCUGAAAAAUUUGCUAUCCUUUUUUUCCUCCUUUCUUUGGGGUCAGUAACCUGUGAAGAGAACAGAAAAGGAUUUACUGAAAACUGGGAUUUACCUGUGGUGGCGUGUUGACAGUACUAUCGCCUGUCUACGAAACAGAAGGUUUUUUGCUUUUUCCAGAGAAAAAUAAAGCGGAUUAGAAGAAAAAAAAGAACAGUUUUUUUUUUCAUUAAAGGAGAAGGCCAGGGCUCCACCUGCUGCAAGAAAAGACAGGCUUAAGGGACUGGUUAGGGCUUAGACCACCUGCCCUGAGGAGUCAAGGAGAGAAAGAAGGAAGGAGAUAAGUCAUCAUCUACUGUUGCCCUCUGUCUCCCAGUCCAUACAGAUGUAUGCUGAGAAAGUUGUAACAGAGGGGAAGAUGGGGAGCAAGGGAAUAUCUCUGACCUGUGUGUUGACCCCCUGUCGGGUGAUUGGGGUGUGUAUUAUGUUGCUGAUCUUGGGAGCCAUCGGAGCAGCCGUUUGGGCCGUAGUUACGUAUUGCACAAUGGAGGAAGACACAGGACUGUAUGAUGUUCAAGUAAAUUCUGCUGACCAACAUCUCAGAGUCUUUGACUCGACUCAGAGGAGGUGGCGUCAGGUGUGUUCCUCCUCAGCCAAUGAACUGCUUGCUAGCAUCAGCUGUGAGGAAGUGGGCUUUGUCAGUGUGGUGAAUUACUCAGUCACAUCAGUGCCAGAGGCCAGUGGAGAUGGUGGAGAGUUCUUCUGUGUCAGACAGGAAGAGCUCAGCUACGGCAAGAAAAUUAAAGACUCAUUGUUCCCUUGUGACUGUGAGAGCAGGGAGGUUCUCACACUGUUGUGCCAAGACUGUGGCAGGCGCAGUUUUGCAGUAGACCGUAUAGUAGGUGGUGUUGAUGCCAGGCAUGGCAGCUGGCCUUGGCAGGUCAGCUUGCAGUAUGAUGGAGUUCAUCAGUGUGGAGGAUCCAUCAUCUCAAACCGCUGGAUCGUCUCUGCAGCUCACUGCUUCCCAGAGUAUGUGACAGAGGCUAAUUUAAUACAGAAAUCAAAACGUUACCGCUUUGUUAAUCGCUGGCGUGUGCUGCUGGGCUCCGUCUAUAAUAAACCAGUCAACGCCAACGUGGCAGAAGUGAAGACGAUCGUUUAUCACAGCAGCUACCUGCCCUUUGUUGAUGCUAACAUUGAUGACAACAGCAGGGACAUUGCUGUUUUGGCCCUCACCCAACCACUCACUUUCAACGAAUACAUCCAGCCUAUUUGCUUGCCAGCAUAUGGUCAAAGACUGAUAGACAGACAGAUGGGAACAGUGACAGGCUGGGGAAAUGUUGGAUACUAUGGUCAUCUAGCAGAUAUUCUCCAGGAAGCGAAUGUCCCCAUCAUAAGUGACGCUGUCUGUAAUGCUCCUGAUUACUAUGACAAUCAGAUCACCACCAGUAUGUUCUGUGCUGGUUAUGAGAAAGGAGGCAUUGAUGCCUGCCAGGGAGACAGCGGUGGCCCUUUCGUAGCAGAGGACUGCCUGUCUAAGACCAGUCGGUAUCGUCUGCUGGGGGUGGUGAGCUGGGGAACAGGCUGUGCCAUGCCAAAGAAACCUGGAGUCUACACCAGAGUGUCCCGGUUUCUGCCCUGGAUAUCUACGGCCAUGAGGAACUAUCACAACUCACCUGGGGUUCACAAAAUGGCCCGGACAUGAGAUUGCCGCUCCCAUGUUUAUACUUUUUCUGCACUUGGAUGACAAUACGGACAGAUCCUGUGGAUGUCAAUGGGGAGCUUUACAACUGGGGGGCUGGUCUGUGAUGUUCCCUUUGUAUCACGGCUCUAGAUCUCCUUUCUUACCCAAAACAUUUUACUGAGAAUUUACCCAUUUCUUGUACCAUUCCCCAUUGUUAUAUGUUUGCCAGUAUCAUACUCCUUAAUAAACACAUACCAGAUCAUAAGCAAUUGGGCAGUUAAACAUUUUUUUGUUUUUCAGGUUCACAUUAUAUUAAAGUGCCAAGUCUCAGCUUUAAUUUGAGUAGGUUUACAUCAAUAUUGAAAGAACUGAGUGAGAUAUAGCCUCAAAUGUAAGCUGACACUUGACACUAAAAUGUAGUAUUCAUUAUUUUUAUUUCAAAUUGAAUGUGCUUAGAGCAAAAAUAUGUAACUGUCCAAAAACUUAUACUGUCUGGACUGUAUCCUGUGUCUUUGCAGAUAUACAGAGACUGAGUUCUUUAAGAGACAAGUUUUAAACUCAUAAGCAAAGAGUUACUGAGGUUGACUAACUUGAGAUUAUUUUUCUGAGAUGACUUUUUCCUCUCCUCUUGUAUUUUUUUAGCUCCAUACUACUGCAAUCUCACCAGAAGUCAAGGUAGAAAUGACCAGUAUGAUGUAUGAGCUAAACAGCAGUAAAUUGAAUCAAGACUGGUAAAGGCUCAGGUUUAUCUUCAGCAUUCCACAUGUAAUUAGAAAGAUUCAUAUUUUAAGAAACUUAAGUUCUUUAUCUAGAGAUUUUAUCUUCUUGCUCCAUAUGAGUCACUUUCUUCAGAUGUGGACUUUCCGUUGCCAGUGUGUACGUCAAGCACAGUAAUUUGUCAUAAGGAUCUUGUGCAACCUCAGCAUUUUUAGUACUUUUACAUUGUGUAACACAGACACAGGCAGACACAGAUGUAACAUGUAUGUAACACAUAAGUAAUCAGCUUUAUUUUGAAAGAUUACACACAUCAUUUUGUGAUUUAACUCACUUGUGUCAUACAUGCCAUGUGUUUUUAUAUGCAGUAGCCUGACUUUAUCAUCGAUAAUUAUUCAUUCAAAAUCUGUUUUUUUUAAAUCAAAUUCUCAUGUUUAAGAUGGACUGGUGAAGAUAAUGCUCACAUUCAAAUCAGUAUUUUGCUUUGUUUUGUAAAUAUUAGUCAGUACCUUGUUUAUGUAGAUGUUUAUGUUAUGUUACAGAUGUCUAAAUGAUCCACAGAUCUGAGAGAGCCAAGAGUGCAAUAACAACAUAAAUGACGCUCUCAUGAAAUAUAACUUUUACAACAUAUUAUAAAGACUUUACUGUACCUGUGAGGACCUGUAGCUAUCACUGAAUCUGUGUCCUGCACUUGGCCUAAAUAAAGAAUGGGAUGUGAGCACUAAUAACAUUCCUCAAAAUAAAUGUAAACCCUCACUGGAACUGAUCUUUAACUCUUGACUAAACAGAAAGUAAUGUAAUUUAAACAACAUAACCCUAAAGGCCCCGACUACACACCACCUUUCUGUCUUUGAAAUAAACUGAAUGUACAGUAUCUACAUUUAUAGCAAUUAUGAAGUGUACUAGAGAAAUAAGUAUGUAUGUAAAUUGUAUGAGUAUUGUAUUGAAGUAAAGCCUUAAUUAAAAACCA
Messenger RNA from Lates calcarifer (barramundi perch), 3488 nucleotides. RefSeq names its product hepsin (gene hpn). The record is from RefSeq and is a predicted model, not a curated record. Gene Ontology annotation, cellular component: membrane. The transcript has 13 exons. Gene Ontology annotation, molecular function: serine-type endopeptidase activity; serine-type exopeptidase activity. Bases 506 to 1825 code for a protein of 439 amino acids. Gene Ontology annotation, biological process: proteolysis. Lineage: Eukaryota; Metazoa; Chordata; Actinopteri; Centropomidae.